Clonostachys solani is the source of this 345-nucleotide messenger RNA. The record is from the annotation of a GenBank genome assembly. NCBI's taxonomy places the organism in Eukaryota, Fungi, Ascomycota, Sordariomycetes, Hypocreales, Bionectriaceae.
AUGGAGAGCUCCCUCGAUUUCUCAACGUAUUUCCACUACAAUGUCAUUCCCAAGGCUCAUGUAGACAGCAAAGAUCUGGAUUGGAUGGUUAGCAAUUUUGAUGUAGGCGGUGUGGCUGUUUGUCGCGUGGAAGGAGAGGAACUGCGUGCCGGGUUCAGGAAACACAACAUAGACACCACCGACUUGGAUUCGAAAAGCAGCUCCGACUACUUCUUUCUCGUGUGUCCCGUACCAUUUACCAUGGCGACUUCUCGAACCAACAACACUCCAAAUGGGCACUACCAUUACAGUCGCUCUGGAAUAUUUCUAAAGGACCCAAAGGACGACAAAAAUCACGAGAAGUAA